GGGCUAGAAAAUAAUAAGCCCAGUACGACCUGACCCUUAUCCCCGUAAAAAUCCAACACCAUCCAAUUCCAGUCACCAGUACCACCACCGAGUGUAUGACCAUGGCGCUUCGCUUUCUCGCCCAGGUCCCGGUGAUGUCACCCUUCCCGUCAUCUUCAAAAUCCGGCAACCUAACCUCCUCCGUCACACUGCAACCUCCACGUCUCAUUCACCUGAAGAUCAAGAUCAAGAGAAAGCCGCCGCUCCUCACUUCAAUCAAAGCCGUCGACGAAAGCCAAGCAAACUCUGACACCACCGAGGCAAAAGAAGAAGAGCCGUCGCCGACGGCGAGUGGAUCCGGCGAUUUGGGGUCGGAGAUAAAGAAGGCGAUGGAGGAGAGGAAGGAGAAGGAGAAAGAAGGAGGCGGCGGCGAUUUGUUUAGCGGAGUGGCGGAGGAGGUUAGGGAGAUAGAGUGGCCUGUGUUUGGUCUCAGUGUUGUCGGCACUGUUGUCACUAUGCGCGUUGUGGAUAGACAUGGAAGAAGAUCGAAGGUUGAUGAUCAUUUCAAUGGUUUCAUUUUCAGUCUCAAUCCCUGCUACUCGAAAAACCCAUCAACGCAAGCGUUGUCACUAGUCUUGAGAUUGCCGUAGGACCCUUUUGAGGCUCCAGAUCAUAAAGGGACUUGAUUUUGUUCUGGGUUUCUGACUUGAUUUUAUU
Molecule: messenger RNA, 696 nt
Organism: Fragaria vesca subsp. vesca
Lineage: Eukaryota; Viridiplantae; Streptophyta; Magnoliopsida; Rosales; Rosaceae
Exons: 2
Coding region: 96-629 (177 amino acids)
Cellular component (GO): chloroplast thylakoid membrane
Source: RefSeq, a predicted model, not a curated record